AUGGUGCGUGGGCAAGGAUACGAUGGAGCUAGCAACAUGAAAGGUAAUGCUAAUGGCCUGAAAAAACUGAUCAUGGAUGAGUCUCCUUCUGCCUACUAUGUUCAUUGUUUUGCCCAUCAACUACAACUAACUCUGGUUGCUGUUGCUAAGGAGAGUGGUGAUUGUACUUGGUUCUUUCAACAACUUGCAAACUUGUUAAAUGUUCUUGGCAUGUCUUGCAAGAAGAUGAGGAUGCUUCGGAUUGCUCAAGCCGAAGAACUGAUAGCUGCAUUGGAUUUGGAAGAAGUGGAAACAGGGACUGGGCAGAAUCAGGAAAUGGGUUUGGGAAGGCCAUGUGACACACGCUGGGGCUCUCACUUCAGAACUGUGAACCGUGUCCUAUCAAAUUAUGCUGCAAUAAAACGAGUCCUUAGGAAGAUUGGAGACGAAUACCAUGGCGCAGAGGCUCAAGCGGCUCUAACUGUGGAGACAUCCUUUGUGUCAUUUGAGUUUGUUUUCAUGGCACACUUGAUGCAGGAAAUCUUUGGAUACACAGAUGAUUUGAGCAGAGCUUUGCAAAUGAAAGAGCAAGAUAUAGUUCAUGCUAUUGAGCUAGUUGAUUGCACAAAGUUUUACUUGCAGGCAUUGAGGUCUGAUCCUGGAUGGGACGAUUUUCUUGUAACGGUAACAUCUUUCUGUACAAAGCAUAGGGUCAAAGUUGUUGAUAUGAAUGCUCGUUACGAUCCAGUUGGGCGACCUAGAAGAGUUGGUAUCCAUAACGGUGCAGAUAAUUACCAUCGCUUCCAUGUUGAUAUGUAUGUGAGUGUCAUUGAUAGGCAGAUUUCUGAGCUGAAUGGCAGAUUUGAUGAGAUCAUGCUCCGGCUAAUAAGGCUCACAGUGCCCGCGCUCUCCGGCGCCGCCGCACUCGCCGACGACGCUCUUUUGAUCGCGGUGGUCAUCAUGUGCCUGCCCAUGCCGGUCCUCGAGGUCUCUGGCACCACCACGGGCAUCACCGUAGAUGCCGCGGAUGACGAUGCUAGGGCUGACGAGAACGUGACGCCGUACGCACAGAUAAAAUUCUAA
Messenger RNA from Lolium perenne, 1062 nucleotides. RefSeq lists its product as uncharacterized. NCBI's taxonomy places the organism in Eukaryota, Viridiplantae, Streptophyta, Magnoliopsida, Poales, Poaceae. The record is from RefSeq and is a predicted model, not a curated record.